This is a messenger RNA of Amorphotheca resinae ATCC 22711, 636 nucleotides long. RefSeq lists its product as hypothetical. The transcript has a single exon. The record is from RefSeq and is a predicted model, not a curated record. NCBI's taxonomy places the organism in Eukaryota, Fungi, Ascomycota, Leotiomycetes, Helotiales, Amorphothecaceae. The coding region runs from base 1 to 636 and encodes 211 amino acids.
AUGUAUUCUGCGACACUCUCACGGCUCCUCGUGCUACUCUGCUUGUUUGUCGCCUUCCCAAUCUCCUCCUCCUCCCUUACACCAAACCAAAAGCCACUGAGCGAGACCGACUACCAUAAUUACCUUACGCAAUUCCACGAUCUCAACUCCCAGGUCUCAAUCCGAAUGACACAAUAUAACAUAGCCAUGACAAUACACAUGGGAAUCAUCGCAACCACACUCUCAUCUCUUUCAGAAACAGUGGAUGCGUUACUAUAUCAUCCGUUAGCCUUCGGGGACCUACUACACGACAUGACCAAGGAGACGAGAGAGAAAUUAGUCAAAAGCCUCUACCAGUUUCUGAACGACACUGCCAUACAGGUGACGGCCGAGAUGGAGGCAGGGUUCCCUAUUAUCGCACAACAUCUGGAUGCCAUCGAGACCGAGUCCCAGAACUUAGAUGCCUUCCUGGAAACUAUCGAGCACGAGUUUAUAAGGCUGAGGGAUUCUCUUCUGCAGCAUGAUCUCAUGGUUGAUCCUGCAGCUGUCCUAGAGAAGAGGAAGAGCAAGAACAGCGCUAUUGAUAUAAGCAGAGAACGAGAAGAAACAAUCAGAUGUAGCAUCCCUCCUCUACUUCUUACAUCACGCACCGACUGA